This is a messenger RNA of Scheffersomyces stipitis CBS 6054, 3186 nucleotides long. Its product is annotated as CORVET complex subunit. The coding region runs from base 1 to 3186 and encodes 1061 amino acids. The record is from RefSeq and is a predicted model, not a curated record. Lineage: Eukaryota; Fungi; Ascomycota; Pichiomycetes; Serinales; Debaryomycetaceae. Gene Ontology annotation, cellular component: cytoplasm; fungal-type vacuole membrane. The transcript has a single exon. Gene Ontology annotation, biological process: vesicle-mediated transport; autophagy; endosomal vesicle fusion.
AUGGACCAAAAGCUCGUCGUUAACGGAGGCACCGGUGAGCCGGCGGUGUUCAAAUACCGACUAUUGGUGCCCGAAGAAGAAACAGGGUCCGCUGGAAAAAUCUCCACUAUAGCAUCGUACCGGGCCAAUCUCUACAUAGGAACCACCACUGGUCAGUUGCUUCAUUAUCACCAUUUCGAGGACGCCGCUGAGUAUAUGCUCAUUCUGAAUCUCCAGCUCUCGGAUUCUAGCCGUGUAAUUACAAAAAUAUUGAUUCUUCCCAAUACUGAAAGAGCUCUAGUGCUUAUAGGCUCUACAGCCAGUGUCUAUUCCUUGCCAGAGCUAUCGCCAUGUCACAUUGGGAAGUUGAAAGAUAUCAACGACUUGCUGAUGCUCGCAUAUUCAGCCAUUUCAAAUGAUUCCAGGCUGCAAAAGUCAGUGGCUGUGAACGAUAAAAUCGUCGCUUUCACUUCUUCCAAGAUCAGGAUCAUCCAAAUCGAUAAGGACCAGAUCAAGUUGCUCAAAGACAUAAACUACUCUGGUGCUGUGAGUGGAAUAUCUACUGCGUCACGGAUGUCAUCGAAUUACAGCAAUUUGGUUUUGGUAGCGAAUCCUUCUAAUUACGAUAUCAUCGAUCUUAAAAUGACAAGAAAGAUUCCUUUAUUCGAUUAUACGGGAAACAGAACAAAUGUCCCGCCACAUAUGGUAAGCUAUGAUGCAAUGGAUAAAGAAGGAGCAGAGGAAUAUCUUUUGACUAUCAAAAAUGAUGAGAAUACUUCGUUAGCCAUGUUUAUCAACUCAUUAGGCGAUGUUACCAGAGGCACCCUAACCUGGAUAGGGGAAGGAUAUCCUGUAGGAGGCAUAGUGGUACGAUGGCCCUAUGUAUUUGGAGUAUUUGCCUCUAGUGACCACAGUAACAAGCUCAUAGUCAGCUCGCUAGAAUCCCUACAAGUAUUAAAUGUUGUCAGUUUAGAAGAGAUAUUUUAUGGAAGGAAAUCUACGAAACAAGUAGUAGAUGAAAUAGAAACUGAACUCAAAGGUGAAGAAACUGAUAAUAAACAAAAAGAAGUUAAGGAUAUCGCACAAGAAGAGAAUCUUACACAACAAGAUAUUGACAAGGAUAACCUUCUACAACAGGAAAAUCAACAAGAACAAGAAAGUGGAGAAGAUACAGAACAACAUAGGCAAGAACAGCCUUUCUCGCUGGACUCGAUCAACUUAACGAUCUCUGAACAGAGUGAAAUAUUUGUAGAAAAGCCUUCGACGGAAUCCGCACAACUAUUAGAGACCAUCAAGGAUAUAAAUAUUUCGACAGUAUCAGAUAUACUGGUAGAAAACCAAACGGUAGACGGUUUGCUUUCCAAAGUCAACCUAAUGAAUGGUUCCAGAAGUUCCUCGAUUGCAAAGCACUUCGACAUAGGUAACAUCAUCCUUCAUGACGACUCCAAGGUUUGGAUAUUAUAUUCGGAAAGUGUGUUGAUACAACUACAGGAUAGUUUCAUCUUUGCAAUGCAAGAAGGCACUAUCAAGUCAUUCUCUGAGGAACUAGAAGGAAUCGUAGAUACGUACGAGGGAGAGAUUCACCAAUACAUCUUGUACAUGCUUGUAUUAUCCCUUAUUGAAAUUGAGGAUGAGCAAAAGAUCUUAAAGUACGUACUACGAUUGAAAAAUGGCCACCUUGUGGUAGAUCCUUUGUUUAUCAUUUACAUGUUAAGUGACUUUAAAGAAAUCGAUACUAGUCAUUUUGACUUUUCUGUGUAUUCAGGAAUCAGGGAAAUAAUGGAGCAAUGUAAGCCGUCCAGCAGCAGAAGAUUGUUGCUAUUGAAAUACUUUGAUUCUGUUUAUCCUGAUCUCGUUCAAACUAAUUCUCAGACGCAAGACAUCAUAAGGAGAGCAUACUAUGCUCUGUUCAAGCUGAAUGAAGAGUCCAUAUUUUUCUUUCAAGGAAAAGACAAGAUGAAUUGGUCCACAUUCAGCCAUAUAAAUUCAUCAAUUAUAGAUCUUUGGUAUUCUAAGGGAUUUAUAAAGACCAUCUUGCAAGCUUAUCGUAGCCUCAAAGCAGCAGACGAGGAAAAAGAGAAAGAGAUUUCAGAGAAACUUUGUACCUUGGUUAUUCAGUUGUUAUCUCAAGAAAAGGGUGACUCUGAUAUAUCUACGGAACUGUUGGUUGCGGAUACACUAGCGGAUAUUAAAGCAAAUCCACCAGACCCUUCUCUUUAUACCAAGUAUCUCAUUGAGAUAUUGAAGGUAGACAAAAUCAGAGGCUUCGAAUUCAUGAAGAAAAACAACAAACAGCAAUAUCGAUCUGUUCACAAGACUAUCAUGGAUGAGAUCUCAGAAACAUAUGCCAGUGAGAGUGACUUCUCAUUACUCAAAAUUGAAUUCUUAGAAAGCACAUUACGUGAAAAUAAGUUCAAGGCAUCUCUUCAAGAUGAGCUAGCCUUUGAAAUGGCCAAAUUAAUGUCGUCGUCCGAAUUUUUGGUGGAAGAGUACAGGAUUAAUUUUGAUAUCCUUGUUCAAACUUACAAGAUCGAAAACUCGCUAACUGAUUCAAAAUGGCCGAAGAUCAGUUGGGUUGAUUUUUUGCAUUUGAAUUCCAAGUCCAGUGAGUGUAAGGAUUUUGUCGACAUAUAUUUGAAAGUCUACGAAUUGCUUCUUGUUUCAACUGAUUUGAAAAAGUCCACUCCAAUUCUAUCGGAGCUCAUUCUGAACGAUGAAUUAUUCUCUUAUUAUAAGUUUGUUAAUCCUGAUGACACUACAGUUAGACUGUUGCUAGACUAUUCUGAUUUUGAAAGUGCUGAGUUUGUUGCAGUUCACAGAAAGCUUCCGUUUCCCAAAUUCCACUUCUAUAUUGAGAACGAUUCUCGCAGAUUUGAUAUAGUUGCUCCAAGUCGUAUUAGAGAUGACUUGUUUACCAUCUUAAAGUAUUAUUUGAAAGAGAUCACCUCCGAUCCACUUUGCAUUUUUGCUAUCAGGCAUUUCAUAUCAUCAUUUGGCAAUUCAUUUUUCACUCCUUCGGAAAUCCUUUCGUAUUUGCCCGAUCAUAUCCCAAUUGCGUACCUCAUGGACUACUUAACUGAAGUUAUUAUAGACCUCCAGGCUGCCAACAGGGAGGUGCAAUUGCGGAAGUCGAUCAGCAAGGCAGAUGCAACGUUUACGAAAAGCGUCUACAAGAACUUUGCCAAUUCAUUCGAGAAUGGAACGUAG